Naegleria gruberi is the source of this 839-nucleotide messenger RNA. RefSeq lists its product as uncharacterized. Gene Ontology annotation, biological process: L-glutamine metabolic process. Bases 45 to 719 code for a protein of 224 amino acids. NCBI's taxonomy places the organism in Eukaryota, Heterolobosea, Eutetramitea, Acrasida, Naegleriidae. Gene Ontology annotation, cellular component: cytoplasm. The record is from RefSeq and is a predicted model, not a curated record. The transcript has a single exon.
CAUUUAGAAGAUUAUUAGAUUGUGAUCCAAAGUUGGGAGUUGAAAUGGCAAGUACAGGUGAAGUAGCAUGUUUUGGACAAACAGUUAGAGAUGCCUUCUUAAAAGGAAUGAUGAGUGCCUUCCCUAAUUUACCAAAUAUAGAUACAGAUAGAAAAUCAGUUUUAAUUGCUUCAUUCCCACAUUCAACACGUACAAAUAUGGAUUUAAUUAAUCAUAUUUUACAAUCCAUUUAUAUUUUAUAUCAACAUUUGAGAUUUACAAUUUAUGUUACUCCAUAUGUUGGUGAGAAAUUAUCUCAACAAUUACCAAAUGUUAAAUAUCAUACUUUACAAUUACAACAAUAUGUUCCACUCAUUGAUCAACAAGAAUUAUCUGCUACGUCAUCUGCUACAUCUUUAAUGAGAUUUAAUGGUAUUUGUUUAGCAUCUCAAUUGAAACUUGAAGAAGAAUCUGAAAUUUUACGUAAAAUUGGAAGUGAAAUUGAUUUAAUUAUUGAUGUUCCAUUCCCAGAUCAUAAUCAAAAACUUUUACAACAACAUUAUUUAAUUAGAAGAAAGGCAAUUAAUUAUGACAAACAUUUAUUCAAUAAUUAUGAAGUUUUUAAUUUAUAUGUUAAAUGUAUGAAGGAUUUAAAGGAUAGAAAAUUAACUUUGGAUUCUCUUUCUGUUAAUCCAUACACUCAUUAUAUUAAUAUUCAAAAACAACAUUUAAAUUUGUAAAUUUAUGUUUUCCUUAAUACAACUUAACAAAUUAAUUUAAUUUAUCUAGAUAGACAUUAGAGUAAUAAUAAUAUCAAGUGAGAGAGAAAUUGUUAAAGUAAUAAAGUCAUUAAUAACAUC